This is a messenger RNA of Pelmatolapia mariae (spotted tilapia), 943 nucleotides long. RefSeq names its product programmed cell death 1 ligand 1-like. Bases 145 to 717 code for a protein of 190 amino acids. The transcript has 3 exons. Lineage: Eukaryota; Metazoa; Chordata; Actinopteri; Cichliformes; Cichlidae. The record is from RefSeq and is a predicted model, not a curated record. Gene Ontology annotation, cellular component: external side of plasma membrane. Gene Ontology annotation, molecular function: signaling receptor binding. Gene Ontology annotation, biological process: regulation of cytokine production; T cell receptor signaling pathway.
AAUGUCUCCAUGAUUAUAAUAGAUUAUAGAAAACACCUAUAAUUGAAAACCAUCAAAACUGAAAUAAUCGUACACUCUGUCCCGAACCCACGGAUGUGACGUGCUAAUGUUUGGGUGGAGGAGUUAGCUAGCUAGGCUACGGAAAUGUCUCGCCGAAGAUCUUUUUUGUUUUUCUCCACUUUUCUGUUUGUCGAUCUCUUCAUGUUUGUCUCUGCAGACCAAAAAAACAUCACAGCAAAGUCUGGAGAGAACAUCACUCUACCAUGUCGACCUUCAAACAUCAACGUCAGCAUCAUAGUUGUGAAGUGGAGCAGAGAUUACCUGGGAAAUGAAUAUGUCCUUUUGUACCGGGGUGGUCAGUUUGUUCCAGACCACCAGCAUCCAUCUUUUAAGAACCGGGUGGAUCUGCAGGACAGACAGAUGAAGGAUGGAGACGUGUCUUUGAUUCUGAAGGAUGUGACGAUUAAUGACACUGGAACAUACGAGUGUCAAGUCAUCCCAAGAGGUGGAAACAAUUUGAUGCCCAUCAACAACAUCACCCUGAGAGUCGUUCCUCCAGGUCAGACAGGAGGACACACAAAGGAUGGAUCUGUUGGACUGAUCGUUGCUCUGUGUGUUUCUGCUGUGCUGCUUGUUGUUGCUGUUGUUGUUGGUUUUGUGAUCUACAGAAAACAUAGAUGUAAACAGAAGAGUAAGAUUCCAGCUGAACAGCAGUAGGUUUGACAUGUCUCAGAGCUUUUCCAGCUAAACUUUGUGUCCCAUGCUGCUGUUCUCUGUGUUAUCAUUAGACAUUCAAGGAAGACUGAUGGUCUGCAGACAGAAAAUGAUGAUGAUGGUAAAUUUCCAGAAUGUCAAGAAUUUCACUGUUACUUUAGUCUGUUAAUGCUUGUCCUUGUGUUACCUGUCAGUGACUUUGAACCACAACGUUCAAAACUUACAUCUA